AUUAAAUACAAAUCAGCAGUGCAACAUCAGUGGCUCUGAACUCCUGACAUGGCAACAAAAAUAAUUUUCUUCACAGUGAAUGGGAGACCAGAGCAGGCAGAGUUCCCAGUGGAUUGCCCUGCGCAGGAUAUCAAAGAUCUGUUCCGCUCUGCAGCCGAGGCCGGACCCCAUGACAUCCUGAAGCUGUACAACCCCAAAGGCAACAUCAUCAACAUCUCCCCGAGUCUGGAGCCCAACAGCACACACUCCUGCUACAAGCUGGAGGUGGUGGCCGCCGACUGCAACAGUGCCGAGCUUGCUGGUGCAUUAGGAUUUGACUAUCUCCUCUAUGGAGAAAAGGUAGGCAAGGUGGGAAAUAAGACAAACAGACUGCAGGGCCUGGAGAAGAAAAUCCUGAUUGAGGCCGGUGAGACUCCUGCAGUUGUGUAUGAGAUGAAGAAACAGGUGGAUUCAUUUCGGGAGAAACUCGAGAGUGUGGAGCAUCUGAGCUGGCUGGGGUUGUUUAAAGACCUGUCAGAGGGCACACACAAGCCCUCCCCAUUCUACCACAAGAGAACCUUGCAUAAAACCAGGAAGGAGUGUGAGCAUGUACGGGAAAAGUUUCUUCAAAUGAGCUCCCUGGAGGUAUCAGAGGAAGUGAGGCAGUACUUAAAAACCCCAACCUUUGAUAACUGGCAGUGGGAGGACGCAGAGAUCAUGGUGCUCCUGCAAGUCAUGUACACAGAUUUAGAUUUCAUAGCGGCCUUCAACAUUGAGCCUGAAGUACUGCAACAGUUCCUGUUCGAGGUCUAUCGAAGAUACAACAACAUCCCUUUCCACAACUUCAAGCACUGCUUCUGUGUUACCCAGAUGAUGUAUGGUUUGAUCUGGCUGACCGACCUGAAGAGUAAGAUGGACAGCGUGGACCUGCUGAUCAUGCUGACCUCUGCAGUCUGCCACGACCUCGACCACACAGGAUACAACAAUGCCUAUCAGAUAAAUGCUCGGACUGAACUUGCUCUCCGCUACAAUGAUAUCUCUCCACUGGAGAACCAUCACUGUGCAAUAGCGUUUGAGAUACUGGAGAAGACAGAGAGCAACAUCUUCAGGAAUUUGUCCAUGAAUCAAUACAAACGGAUAAGGGAAGGGAUCAUCAAAUGCAUUCUGGCCACUGACAUGACGAGGCACAACGACAUUCUCAACAAGUUCAAGUCCAUCCUGACAGCUUUUGACUUCACCAACAAGGACCACAGAGAUGUGCUGAUGAUGAUUCUGAUCAAAGUGAGCGACAUAUCCAACGAGGCGCGGCCCAUGGAGGUGGCUGAGCCCUGGCUGGACUGUCUUCUGCAGGAAUUCUACAACCAGAGUGAUGUGGAGAAAUUAGAGGGUCUUCCAGUCACCCCCUUCAUGGAUCGGGACAAAGUAACCAAGCCGUCAUCUCAAACAGGCUUCAUCCGAUUUGUCCUUUUGCCUCUCUUCAUCGAACUGGCCAACCUCUUCCCCUGCUUGGAGCAACACAUUAUCGACCCAGUACGGAAGGCUCUUGAUUACUACACAGAGAUGGAGAAAGCCCUGGAGAGGGAGAAACAGAACCGGGCUCAGAGUGAGAAUGCAGCCAAGAUUAAGGAGGCGACUGUGGGCACACAGAGCACAGCUGACAGCCUCACAGAUGCUGCACCUGAAGCCUCGAAAGCAGACGCACAGUAAGAACUGGACAGCGCCUAUCUUAGGCUCCUCACUAAAGAUUGUAUUGUGUAUUGUGUAAAUGUAUUUUACCAUCCAAAUUUGUACUUUUACUUGUUUAUUUACCAGGCUACGCACAAGUACUGUAUGCCUGUUUUAAUCCGUUUUUGUUGUGGUUUUGGUGUAUGCGGAAUUCAUUCUAAUGUGAUGAGGUGGAAUCUAACUUAGCUUUAUGAGUAAUACAAAUGAUCAACAGUAAUAUACUUUAAACAAGUAUCUACAAAGUACAGUACAACACAUUUGCCUGAAUUAUAUUUAAUGGCGGAAACAACUUUUUUACAUCACAAAGGAGAAGUACAGUAAGUGAGAAAAAUAAUUCAUGCAUUUUCUAAGUCUGAACUAAAUUGUGUUUUUAAACUGUGUUUAUGACUUAUGAACAGGUGAAAAAAGUUCUGCCAAGUAACUUUUUUAUGCAUCUGAAGAGCACCAAUACCUUUUUCUAAAUAGGACUAGAAAUCGUAAAAUAAAAUUAAACUAAGA
Messenger RNA from Cottoperca gobio, 2202 nucleotides. RefSeq names its product high affinity cGMP-specific 3',5'-cyclic phosphodiesterase 9A. The coding region runs from base 49 to 1686 and encodes 545 amino acids. The record is from RefSeq and is a predicted model, not a curated record. The transcript has 14 exons. Gene Ontology annotation, molecular function: 3',5'-cyclic-nucleotide phosphodiesterase activity. Gene Ontology annotation, biological process: signal transduction. Lineage: Eukaryota; Metazoa; Chordata; Actinopteri; Perciformes; Bovichtidae.